GGACAGACAGAGAGGGAGGCGGUACUAAGUGUCCUCCAGUCAUCCUCUCAGUUGCCUCUGUUCAUUAGUAUGCAGCAACUGAACGGAGGCAGACAGGGCAGUAUAAGGAACCCGUCAGAAAUCACUUAACAAUUAAUAUGAGGAGUAAACCGACGAUCUGAAGGACCUUAAAGCUCUGGAUUUUUCCCGCACUGGAUAUUUUCUCUCAUUUAUUCGCGCCGGAGGAAUAUGUACCCUUAUUAACGUUAUAUCUUUUGCCAUUAACGGUCCUUCUUUUUUUCUUCCAGAGUAGCUAGCAUAAAACCAUACCUGGCACAGGUCUCAUGUAGUCUGUUUUUACUCGCUUCUGUAGAUAGCAAGCUAAGCCAGCGGGCGCUUAAAUAGAGAAUACAUUUAGCUUUCUUUUUUUUUUUUAAACAAAAAAAAAUCUGAUUCCUUGUUCUUCCCAGGAGGUAGCCAAGCCCAGUCGCUGACAUCUGAAACAGCUGGGUCGUGUCGAGAAGAUUGUGGAUUAAGGUCCCCCCCCCUCCCAUAGACCCGAAUACCUCCAAGAAACCCCGGACGUCUUUUACAGUGGCCGUUAGCCAAAAUGAGCGUCGGUUUAAUUGAAUCAGCUACAUGAGUGGAGCCUAAACAAACACACAUUUCUCCCAAGGAGUGCACAUUUUAUUUCCAUAUCUGCUGAAAUAAACGACGCCAUCUCCCCUUGGAAAAUAUGGAAAGCGAGGUUUUCACCCCUUUGCUGGAGCAGUUUAUGCUCACGCCUCUGGUCUGCUGGGUGAAGACAGUCGGGCAGCCGACAGUGACCGAUGGCACCAAAUUAUCGGAAUAUAUUGAAUUAGUCGAUGGGAUUUACCUGAACGAGAUAAUGCUUGAGAUAAAUCCUAAGGCCACAGUGCAGAGGACCAAUAAGAAAGUGAACAAUGACCCCACACUGCGCAUCCAGAACCUUUCUAUUCUCAUCAGGCAGAUUAAAGCCUACUAUCAGGAGACUCUCCAGCAGCUGGUGAUGAUGCCUUUACCAAAUGUGCUGGUACUGGGCCGGAACCCUCUGACUGAGCUAGGUCUGGAGGAGAUGAAAAAAUUGUUGCUGCUGCUACUAGGCUGUGCAGUCCAGUGCGAGAAGAAGGAAGAGUACAUUGAGCGUAUACAGACUUUGGACUUCGACACCAAAGCUGCCAUAGCAUCCCACAUCCAAGAGGUGACUCAUAAUCAGGAGAACGUAGUGGACCUACAGUGGUUGGAAGGUGGGGAAAUGCCUCCUGAGGACCUGGACAGCCUCUCCAGAAACCUGGCUAUCCACCUCAAACACCUGGUGGAUGAGAGGGACACACAGCUGGAGACUAUAGUGGAGUUAACCCAGGAGAGAGACUGCGUGCAGCUGUCUCCACUGGCUCCCUGUCCGACCCAGUCUCCCGGUGACUCCCCCAGUAUGAGGAGGACCGAAAGCCGACAGCACCUCUCUGUGGAGUUGGCAGAUGCCAAGGCCAAGAUCAGACGCCUUCGACAAGAACUAGAGGAGAAGAGUGAGCAGCUUUUGGACACCAGACAGGAGCUUGAGAACAUGGAAGUGGAGCUCAAGAGGCUUCAGCAAGAAAGCUACCAGUUGCUCUCGGACGCUCGGUCGGCCCGGGCCUACCGUGACGAGCUAGACGCACUCAGAGAGAAAGCCAUCCGUGUCGACAAGCUGGAGAGCGAGCUGAGCCGAUACAAGGAGAGACUUCAUGACAUUGAGUUUUACAAGGCCAGAGUCGAGGAGCUGAAGGAGGACAACCAGGUCCUGUUGGAGACUAAGGCCAUGUUGGAGGAGCAAUUGGAUGCUACCCGGACCCGGUCUGACAAACUGCACCUCCUGGAGAAAGAGAAUCUGCAGCUCAAAUCCAAGAUCCAUGACCUGGAGAUGGAGCGGGACAUGGACCGUAAGCGUAUGGAGGAGCUGUUGGAGGAGAACCUUGUGCUUGAGAUGGCCCAGAAACAGAGCAUGGAUGAGUCCCUGCACCUGGGCUGGGAGCUGGAGCAACUAUCCAAGACACCAGAACUUACUGAAGUCCCUCAGAAGUCUCUGGGCGAGGAGGUGAAUGAGUUGACCUCGAGCCGUCUGUUGAAGCUGGAGAAAGACAACCAGACCCUGCUGAAGACUGUGGAGGAGCUCAGAGGAGCAGCCAGUCAGGACACCCUGACAAAACUGGCCAAAGUCAGCCAGGAAAACCAGAGACUGAACCAGAAAGUGGAGCAGCUGGGGAGUGAACUGGCAGCAGACAGAGAGUCACUCCGCAGCGCCGAGUCACUCAGUACUGACCUGAUGAAGGAGAAGGCUUUACUAGAGAAGACUCUGGAAACACUCAGAGAAAACUCUGAGAGACAGCUGAAGGGUCUGGAGCAGGAGAACAAGCACCUGGGCCAGACGGUGUUGUCUCUGCGUCAGCGCUGCCAGGUUGGUGCUGAGGCUCGGGUCAAGGAUGUGGAGAAAGAGAAUCGCGUUCUCCACGAGUCCAUCUGUGAGACAACAGCCAAACUCAAUAAGAUGGAGUUUGAAAGGAAACAACUACGUAAGGAGCUUGAAGUAAUGAAGGAGAAAGGUGAGAGAGCAGAGGAGUUGGAGAUUCAGAUGCAGAAGCUGGAAAGGGACAACGAGAGCCUGCAGAAGAAAGUUGCCAGUCUUGGAAUCACCUGUGAAAAGGUGUCUUCUUUGGAGAAGGAGAACACUGAGCUGGAGGCAGAGGGCCGUCGUCUGAAGAAGAAGUUGGACGCUCUGAAGAACAUGGCCUUCCAGCUGGAGGCUCUGGAAAAGGAAAACUCCCAGCUGGAGCAGGAGAACCUGCAGCUUCGGCGCUCGGCUGAGAGUCUCCGGUCAGCAGGGGCUAAGGCUGCUCAGCUGGAAGCGGAGAACAGGGAGCUGGAGAGCGAGAGGAGCCAGCUGAAGCGCAGUCUGGAACUGCUCAAAGCCUCAUCCAAGAAGACGGAGAGAUUAGAGGUGAGUUACCAGGGCCUAGAUACAGAGAACCAGCGCCUGCAGAAGGCUUUAGAGAACAGCAGCAAAAAGAUCCAGCAGUUGGAGGCAGAGCUGCAAGAGGUGGAGACUGAAAAUCAAACCCUGCAACGCAACCUGGAGGAGCUCAAGAUCUCCAGUAAACGCCUGGAGCAGCUGGAGCAGGAGAACAAGAUUCUGGAGCAGGAAAGCUCCCAGCUAGAGAAAGACAAGAAGCUUCUGGAGAAGGAGAACAAGCGGCUGAGGCAGCAGGCCGAGAUCCGCGACUCUAAGCUAGAUGAUAACAACCAGCGGAUCUCCACCUUGGAGAAAGAGAAUCGGACCAUGGGCAAGGAGAUGAUCUUCUUCAGGGACUCCUGCACAAGAGUCAAAGACCUGGAGAGAGAGAACAAGGAGCUGGUCAAACUGGCCACCAUUGAUAAGAAGACCCUCAUUACACUCAGAGAGGAGCUUGUGAGUGAGAAGCUGCGGACUCAGCAGAUGAAUAAUGAUCUGGAUAAACUGACCCAUGAGCUAGAGAAGAUUGGACUGAACAAGGAAAGGCUGCUGCAUGACGAGAGCUCUGACGACAGGUUUAAGCUCUUGGAAACCAAACUGGAGUCGACUCUGAAAUCAUCUUUGGAGAUUAAAGAGGAGAAGAUCGCCGCCCUAGAGGCCAGACUGCAGGAGUCCUCAAACCUUAACCAGCAACUUCGCCAGGAGCUCAAGACCGUGAAGAAAAACUACGAGGCGCUGCGUCAGAGAGAGGAGGAGGAGAGGAUGGUGCAGAGCUCGCCCCCUAGAGGAGGGGAGGACCCUCAGGCUGUCAGUAAAUGGGAGAAAGAGAGUCAUGAAGCCACCAGGGAACUGCUUAAAGUCAAAGACAGACUCAUUGAGGUGGAAAGGAAUAAUGCCACGCUGCAGGCUGAGAAGGCAGCCCUGAGGAGCCAGCUCAAACAACUGGAAACUCAAAGCUCCAACCUGCAGGCUCAGAUAGUGGCCGUGCAGAGACAGACUGCUUCUUUACAGGAGAACAAUACAACACUACAGACGCAGAACGCCAAGCUGCAGGUGGAGAACUCCACCCUGAGCUCACAGAGUGCAGCCCUCAUGGCCCAGAAUGCCCAGCUGCAGAGCCAGCAGAGCAGUGUGGAGGGUGAGCGCGAGGGAGCUCUGAAGGAGAAAGAGGAGCUGAGGGCAACCUACGAGCUGCUCCUCCGCGAUCACGAGAAGCUGGCGGCGCUCCACGAGAGGCAGGCGGCAGAGUAUGAAGCUCUGAUCGGAAAGCAUGGGGGCCUGAAGAGCUCCCACAAGAGCCUGGAGCAGCAGCACAGGGACCUGGAGGACAAGUACAAGCAGCUCCUGCAGAGGAGGGGGGAGUUGGAGGAGCUGGAGAAAAAUCUGAAGGAUCAGCGGGAAAAAAUGGCGCUGGAGAACCAAACGCACCAAGCCACAGCUGACCAGUGCAAACUGCUCAAAGAGGAAAAUGAAAGACUGAAUACUAGCUAUCGUCAGCUGGUGAAAGACAACGAGAAUCUCCAGCUGGACCAUAAGAACAUAAAGAGCCAGCUAAACAGCGCCACGCUGGAGCAGACCAAGCUGGAGGCCGAAUUCUCUAAACUGAAGGAGCAGUACCAGCAGCUGGACAUCACCUCCACCAAGCUCACCAACCAGUGUGAGUUGCUGAGCCAGCUGAAAGGAAACCUGGAGGAGGAGAAUCGUCACCUGUUGGACCAGAUCCAGACUCUGAUGCUACAGAAUCGCACACUCCUGGAGCAGACCAUGGAGAGCAAGGACCUGUUCCACGUAGAGCAAAGACAAUAUAUAGACAAGCUGAAUGAGCUGAGGAGACAGAAAGAGAAGCUGGAGGAGAAGAUCAUGGACCAGUACAAGUUCUACGACCCCUCACCUCCACGCAGGCGUGGCAACUGGAUCACUUUGAAGAUGAGGAAGUUGAUCAAGCCGAAGAGCCGGGAGAGGAUGCGCUCUCUUACACUGACUCCCUCUCGUUCAGAGUGUGGCGACGGUUUCCUGACCUUCCCCCAGGACAGCCAGGACAGCUCGUCCAUAGGCUCUGGCUCCAACUCGCUGGAUGAUACACUUACACAAAAGAGGAGCAGCACUAUAAAAAGGUUGCCUUUCAUGAGGAACAGAUCCAAGGACAAAGACAAGGCCAAGGCCAUCUACCGGCGCUCCAUGUCUAUGAAUGACCUGCUGCAGACCAUGGCGGUGGCGGGCGGUCCCGGGGCUCAGUGGGCGGGCAGCAUCGAGAAUCUCGAUGGCACUGAGGCCGGGGAUGCCAGCAUGACAAGCAGCAGCAGGCGCGGCGGGCAACGCAUGAAGGAACUCGCCUUUUCUACCAACGCCAUUGACUGUGCUGCCCUCACCCUGCCCACUGCAGGGCAUAGCAGGGCCAAGCUCCGGCUUCAGGUCAAAGCUAAUGCCUCCUGUGAGGAUGUUGCCGGCUCCUUUGAUGACCCCAAGAGUCAAGCCUCCAGACCCUCCAGUCUCCAUAGCAACAGGACCACCAGUAGCAAUAGUAACAAUAACUCCCACCUCACUUCUCCUCUGGAGGGCAAAGGCACGAUGAAUGGCAGCCUCAGCAGGCCUCACAGUGAGAGCAGUGGAGAGUUCAGCCUGAGUUUGGACCAGGAAGUGUGGUCCAGCAGCGGCAGCAGCCCAGUCCAGCAGCCCACCUCCUCACGCUCCUCCCACCAGAGCCCCCUACAGCUGCGCAGGUCCCUCGACCCGUCCACCGCCGCAGGCAGCCUCACCCAGACCCAGAUCAGGAAGACGGGAUCCCCAGCCAACGAGGUGCUUUCCCUGAAGCAGUUCCUGGAUGAGGGUAUUGAUCCUGCAGAGUCUGGCAGUCAAGAGAACCUCACUGUGGACUCUCCUCGGCUCUCCGCUUCUUCUGAGCAUGUGCAGAAAGAACAAACUUCCACAAAGGGCCGGGGCAUAUUACGCUCAUCCAGUGGGAAAGCAGCGCUGGUCAGCUCUGAUCGCCCACCGCGAUCCGCUGGACAACCGGGUCGCCCAACCCUGCGUAAGGCGGAGAGCACCCGUGUGAAAGGCUCCGUCCCGAUCCGCUCCAGCCUAUCCUCACAGGGCAAAGCCACGUCAGUCUCCGAACGCCUGGACUCUGCUUCCUCCACGCUGCCCCGGGCCAGCAGCGUCAUCUCCACUGCCGAGGGCACCACACGACGCACCAGCAUCCACGACCUGCUCUCUAAGGACAACCGGCAGCCCGUGUCCGUCGACGCUUCUCCUCCCGUCGCUCCCACCAAGGCUGGGGUACGCUCCCAGCAUACACCCAGUGAGUACCACCCCAACAGCACCAACCUAAAGGGACCCCUUACUACCACCACCACCCCCCUGCCCAAGUCACUCAGCUUACCUUGCCAUAGCGUGGAGGAUCCCGACCUCUCCACCCUCGAGUCUUUCCUUGGCCCUUCCUUUACUGUAGAGUCGGUUUUCAUGGACUCCAUCUUUAGUGAGUCCGCGGGCAAAAACCUCCCCUUCUUGUCUAUAAACCCCACCCUAGUCAGCAACAUCAGUGGGCCUCCUGUUACAAAUAAAACACACCCUCCUCCUAUCCCGAACCACAUUUCCACCCAAAACCAGGCCCCUCACAGCCAACCAAAUGGCCAGAUGAGAUCCAGCCCAGCCAGUCUGAAGGAGUAUAAUGAGGGCGUUGAUCCCAAUUGUGUGAAUAAUUCGGACCAGUCACUGAGCCCAGAGGACAGCCAGUCUCUGUGGUAUGAGUACGGGUGUGUGUGAAUGACAGGGAGGUUCUGGCUUGCUGAUCUUAUUACAAGACUUGACUUAAAGAGGGGAGAAUGAAAGGAUGGAUAAAUGACAAAUCCUCCUCCUCUGCAUGUAUUUAUUAGCGCACUGUCUAUCUCUGUGUGGUGCAUUUGUUUUGUUCUUUUCUGUUUGCCAUGGUGCUGAUAGGUGUUUUAUUUUAUUUUUUUUUCUGCCUUGUUCUUUUCUCUGAGGUGGGACUUUGAUGAAUGUUCUUCCGUCCAACAACUUUUACCAUAUUGUUUUCAUCAUCAAAUCCAUUUCACUGGCUAACACUAUACUAUUAUCUGUAGUUUGGGGUUUAUGCAUCACAGUUAAGGCUUAUUAUUUCUGUUUAUAGCUUAAAUCUUAGUUUAAGUUUUAAGUGGGUAGAAAUAUUGAAUAAUCUGUCACCAGGAUCCAUAAAAAAACAGAACAUCUUAAUGUCAGAAAUAGCUGUGUCUGAUAGAGAGCAAAGCAUUGUGAGACACAUCUCGCAGGAGCUAUUUCUUCAUUACAAAUCCAAAUUAAACAUUUUCAAUGUGUCAGAUAAUAGAUCCACUUUCCGUUUUCUGUUUAUGAUGUCUCGAUGUAUGGGGGAUUGUCUUUUUCACUGCUUUUUAACUCAGUUGCAUCAUCCACUAAAUUGCACGGCUUUGUUCUGUCUGACCUGAAACGCUCAUUUUGAUUGCUGUGAUCAAAAUGGUCAUCAUGUUUAUCUUCCUUUUUUGUUUUUUAUUGCUGGUGUGUACUAUUUGUUUUUGUACAUUUGACACCUUUUCUGUAUUUUCUUUUAUAUAUUAACUGGGGCAUUUGCUCUGGUGGGUCUUAACUGACCUCUUGGGCUGGUGACAAAAUGAUGAAGCUUCAUUCCCCAAAAUGAUCUGAAGGAGGGUAAAGUUGGCUAAGUGAAAGUUGACAGUGAAGGUAGUGGAGUAUGUUUUAGGCCAUCCUUGAUAGUUAUUAAACAGGGAGUCAAUAUAGUAAGUUGAGAAUAAUUUUCAGUGAUCAGACUGUUUUGUGAAUGAAGCUAACAUCAUUUCUUUUGGUAUCUGGAAACUUUUAUUUACUCCCCCCGAUGCACCACAACUUGAGAAUGGAUAAUCUUGUACAGAUUGUUAUAAUCAUUAAGUUAUAAUCAAAGACGAGCACUGCUUUAUGUGCCAAUACUAGUAGUACUGUCCACCUCUAGAUCCUUAUUUAUUUCUGCUUUUGUACUCUGUACUUGCUGUUUUGCAGAUGCUUUAUUGUAUUUAUCUUAAUCUACAGUAUAUGCAGGUAUAAAGGAAAUGAAAAUGUUCUUGUCACUGUCUACAGAUGUAACAUAAACAUUGCCUUUGUCCUACAGAUGUGGAGGGCAGAAAGUCUAAAAGCAGGAGCGGGGAGCCGCAGCAAAGCUGCUAAACCCCGCCCCCACCACCCUCGUCUAUCUGCUACCAUGCUGUGAGCGCGUGGUGAGUGGGUGCUGCUCGAGCGGGAGGAAUAGGGAUCGGGAUAGGGGGGGCUUCGGUCUUGUCUCCAUGGGAACCUAAAACAUGGUGUAACAGAUGUCGUUCAUCCUGCCGUGCAUUUGCUCCUCCCCCCCCCCCCCACACUGUCCUGUUCGUCGCCCCACUGUCCCUGUGGUGCCAAACACCUGUUCACAGAGCCUGACGGGACCCUGGUCUGCAUGGCAUAUGGGCCGUUUUACCAUGUUGCUCUGAGUGGAUGAACGCUUUGCCUGUUUGUGUCCCCAAAUCCCCCAAUAAGAGGAGUUCUAUGACUCCAGCACCUCACCGUAUCUUUCCUCCAUUAUGCUUCUUGUGUUGUUGGUGCAGGUGACUGCUGAGUGUUUCCUACUGGGGAAAAAAUUAGGCCCUUUGCUGUUUUCAGGCUGCUUGUUGUUGCUGCGUGGCUUUGGUGUAGCUCUGAAAUCCUUCCCCCUUCUUGUUCCCUUGACAACGCAUGUAGAUCCAGGCUGGCUGCUUCCUUCUGUCUCCUCUUGUAUAGCACUGUUUACUGAUAUAGUUUCUGACUUUUAACUUUUAACUCUUUUUUUUCUCUCUUUUUCUACUUUCUGUGUUGUGUUCUAUCUUGUUUCUUUCAUCUUUGCCUGUUUACUUUCUAAUCGGUCUCUUUUUCUUUCUUUUCUUACUCUUUCCACUCCUCUUUGCUUGCCUGGGACUCAGAGAGAAAGGUGGCCUUGGAGCUGUGUGUCUGAAGCCUAGUACAGUUAAUCUGCUGAGACCGUCUACAGUGAGAAAAGAUUGUAUAUCCCAAUUUCCUUUUUCUUCCUUUUUUUUUGUUAAACCCAGGACACUUCAGUAGAGAAAAGUGGCUUCCUUCUCUGUUUUGUUUUUCUUCCUUGAAUCAAGGAAACGACAGAAAAAUACUAGAAAAUGUUGCAGUGACAGUUUUUUCCCCCAUAAAGACGAAAGCUGUGGCAGAUUGCACUGCCAUGUGUUUUUCAGUGUGACGGACUGCUAGAUGUGCACUAGUCUCUACAGACUAAGAUUAAAGUGCCAAUGUUCACACAACAGCCAAAAGCGCAAUCUUAAACCAGACUGAUGACUCCAUUUUGGAUCUUCUGUGCAACUUCAAAGACAGCUGGACGUUCUUCCGCCCAACGCCAUGAUCAUAAACAAUGAGUCUUUCUAUAAAUGGGCAGCACGCACAAGCAAAGACGACAUUUUAUAGCAUGUCAGCAACGAACAUUUCCGACCCAACCUAUCAGACUAAAGAAUCACAAUCUGCAUGGAGCAAUCAAUCAGCCAAUCACCCCACUUCCUUUAUCCAAUCAAAGAGGAGGACAGUGUUCAGUGGGGAUUUAACUUGCCAGGACGCCAAAUGGACUUGGACAGGAAGCCAUGACAGCUGUGUGAUUGAUUAGUGUCUGUUGCCUGCCAUCACGAGUGAUGGUUGUGUGAUCUGAGCGCACGAGAGAGAGAGAGCCUAAUCAUGGGAGUGUUCCAGGUCACCUAUAUGACAGUUUGCAGCCAUGGCUCAUGCCACCACAGACACCCUGGAAAAAAACCUACACUACUGUUCAUCUUAGCUGAAAUCUUCAUCAAAAUCGUCAUAGAUCGUUGAAUAGCAUCUCAUUUAUCGCUUCCUAUCCUGCUCAGAAAAUAACACUAAAAAGCACUCACAGUUCAUUAACAUCAUACAUCACAGUAUUGUGUAUUUACUUUCUGAGAAGGCACUCGGUGAGAAACAGUUAAUGAAUCUGACUGGAGUAUAGGUGACCUGUAAUCUGCCUAGUACAUACAGAACAUGUGCAGAUUUCUGUUGCUGUGUUGAACAUGAUGGUGAUGAGACCCAGUGUUUUCCUCUUUUUCCACUUUUACAUAAAUCCAUUUGAUGUAAUUAAAAUUCAUCAAGACUA
Molecule: messenger RNA, 10115 nt
Organism: Siniperca chuatsi (mandarin fish)
Lineage: Eukaryota; Metazoa; Chordata; Actinopteri; Centrarchiformes; Sinipercidae
Product: girdin-like
Exons: 35
Coding region: 716-6748 (2010 amino acids)
Biological process (GO): cytoplasmic microtubule organization; cytoskeleton-dependent intracellular transport
Cellular component (GO): centrosome; cytoplasm
Molecular function (GO): dynein light intermediate chain binding; microtubule binding
Source: RefSeq, a predicted model, not a curated record